This is a messenger RNA of Nicotiana attenuata, 2509 nucleotides long. RefSeq names its product putative pentatricopeptide repeat-containing protein At3g15930. Gene Ontology annotation, biological process: RNA modification. Bases 187 to 2454 code for a protein of 755 amino acids. NCBI's taxonomy places the organism in Eukaryota, Viridiplantae, Streptophyta, Magnoliopsida, Solanales, Solanaceae. Gene Ontology annotation, molecular function: RNA binding; protein binding; zinc ion binding. The record is from RefSeq and is a predicted model, not a curated record. The transcript has a single exon.
AUAGAAUAGGUAACAACUCCAAACAAGCAGUUACUGCACCUCUAAACUUGUUAGGCUUUAGUACCAAAUUUUCGUCUUGGAACUCUUCUGGUGCAGAAGGCCACUACUGCUUAUUUGCUUAUUUCGCUGUCUUCAAUCUAUCUGCAAGAGCUCAAAAAUGUGGAUGAAACCUUAGAUUAGCAUCACAUGGUAGUCUCAAGGUCUCUCAGGAGACUCUCAAACUUGUCAUAUAAUUUAAAUUCGUCUUUCCACAAAAAAAGUGUGUUCUUCAUAGCUUCACUAUGUCCAAACCAAGUCUCCCAACUAGCUCAUCUUCACUUUUCUCCAGAAGUCUAUUUAUCCCUACACGCGAUCGUAGAAAGCUGCAAAUCUAUGGACCAACUUAGGCAGAUUCACUCAGUAACGAUCCAAAAUGGCCUUGCUUCUGAUCCCACAAUCUGCUCCAAGAUCAUAGCUUUUUGUGCUACUUCUGAAUCAGGUGAUAUGAAAUAUGCUCGUUCUCUGUUUGACAUAAUGCAUGAACCAGGAGUCUUCGUUUGGAAUACAAUGAUCAAGGGCUAUUCAAGAGAAAAUAGUCCAGAAAAUGCAGUGUCAAUUUACAGAGAGAUGUUAAAUGGCAAUGUACGACCGGACAAUUAUACAUUCCCCUUCUUCCUUAAGGGUUUUACUCCUGAAAUAUCGUUAAACAUAGGGAAAAGUACGCAUGCUCAUAUAUUUAAAUUCGGGUUUGAGUUAAAUGGGUUUGUUCAGCAUUCGUUGAUUCAUAUGUACUGUUUAAGUGGGGAAGUUGAUAUGGCUCGUGGCGUAUUUGAUUUGAGUUCUAAAACUGAUAUACUAAUUUGGAAUGCUAUGAUUUCUGGGUACAACAGGUCCAGACAAUUUGGAGAGUCAAGGAAACUCUUUUAUGCAAUGGAGGAGAAGCGAUUGCAGCCCACUUUUGUAACUCUUGUCUCAGUAAUAUCCGCUCUCUCACAGCUUAAGGAUUUAGAUACUGGCAACCGAGUUCAUCAAUAUGUUAAGGACUGUAAGGUAGAGUCUAAUUUGGUUUUGAACAAUGCUUUAAUUGACCUGUAUGCGGGUUCUGGAAAGAUGGAUGUUGCACUUGGCCUAUUUCAGAGCAUGAAGCAUAGAGAUGUUAUAUCAUGGACCACAAUUGUCAAAGGUUUCGCGAACAUUGGACAAGUUGAUGUAGCUAGGAAAUAUUUUGAUCAGAUGCCAGAGAGGGAUUCCAUAUGUUGGACAGCCAUGAUUGAUGGAUAUGUCAAAGAAAACCGAUCUAAAGAUGUCUUAAUGCUCUUCCGUGAAAUGCAAACAGCAAAGAUACGACCAGAUGAGUUCACUAUGGUUAGCAUCCUUACCACAUGUGCACAUCUUGGGGCUCUUGAACUUGGAGAGUGGAUCAAGGCUUACAUCGACAAGCACAAGAUUAAGGUUGAUAGACACUUGGGGAACGCAGUCAUAGACAUGUACUUUAAGUGUGGGAAUGUGGAAAAGGCGCUGAUGGUGUUUUCUGAAAUGCCUUGCAAGGACAAAUUCACAUGGACAGCCAUGAUUGUCGGUCUUGCAACUAAUGGAAAUGGGAGAGAAGCUCUAGAUAUGUUUUCUGAUAUGUUGAGAGCUUCAGAAACACCUGAUGAGGUGACUUACAUUGGCGUGCUUAGUGCUUGUACUCAUAUGGGUAUGGUAGAGGAAGGAAAAAGGUUUUUUAUUAGCAUGACCUCUCAGCACGGCAUUCAACCUAAUGUUACACAUUAUGGCUGUAUGGUUGAUCUUCUUGGUCGAGCAGGGCGCUUGGGGGAAGCUUAUGAGGUUAUAAAGAAUAUGCCAAUGAAACCAAAUUCAAUUGUUUGGGGAGCUCUUCUUGGUGCUUGUAAAGUUCACAAGGAUGUUCGAAUGGCUGAGGUUGCAGCUCAACAACUUCUUCAGCUAGAGCCUGAAAAUGGGGCCGUCUAUGUUCUCUUGUGUAAUAUAUAUGCAGCUUGUAAAAAAUGGGAAAACUUGCGCGAGAUAAGAGGAAUAAUGACGGAUCAGGGAAUCAAGAAGACGCCAGGUUGUAGUCUGAUAGAGAUGCAUGGGAUUGUUCAUGAAUUUGUUGCAGGGGAUCAGUCUCAUCCUCAAUCUAAAAGCAUCUAUUUAAAGUUGGCUGAGUUGAUUGAAGAAUUGAAAUUAGCAGGCUAUGUUCCUGAUACUUCAGAGGUUUCUCUUGACACAGGAGAAGAGGAGAAAGAGAACUCCCUUAUUCGGCACAGUGAGAAGUUGGCGAUUGCAUUCGCUUUAAUUAAUUCUGAACCUGGAUCCACUAUCAGGAUAGUGAAAAACCUUAGAAUCUGUGCUGAUUGCCACCAUGUAGCAAAGUUAAUAUCAAAACUUUACAAUAGAAAACUAGUUGUUAGAGACAGAACCCGGUUUCACCAUUUUGUACAAGGUUCAUGUUCUUGUAAAGAUUAUUGGUGAUCUCCUUACACAAGGAUAAGUUGCAGUAGUCCAAGUCACUACUCUCGUUUUCUUC